CACUUUCAUUUUGCAGAAUACGUAUUGCAAGAAAUCACAAAAGCUGGCUUUGUAGAACCUACUCCUAUCCAAUCGCAAGGUUGGCCAAUGGCACUGAGGGGUCGUGACCUUAUUGGCAUCGCAGAGACAGGAUCAGGGAAAACUCUUGCUUAUCUUUUACCUGCCAUUGUUCAUGUGAAUGCUCAGCCUAUUCUUGCUCCUGGUGAUGGUCCAAUUGUUCUGGUGUUAGCUCCUACACGUGAACUUGCUGUUCAGAUACAGCAAGAGGCAACCAAGUUUGGUGCAUCGUCAAAGAUAAAAAAUACUUGCAUAUAUGGUGGUGUUCCCAAAGGUCCACAAGUUCGUGAUCUUCAAAAAGGUGUUGAAAUUGUCAUAGCCACACCAGGACGACUAAUUGAUAUGAUAGAAUCACAUCAUACAAACUUGCGAAGGGUCACAUAUCUUGUUUUAGAUGAAGCAGAUCGGAUGCUAGACAUGGGCUUUGAACCUCAGAUUAAGAAAAUUGUUUCUCAGAUUCGUCCAGACCGCCAAACACUUUACUGGAGUGCUACCUGGCCAAAGGAAGUUGAGCAUCUAGCAAGGAAUUUCCUUUUUGACCCGUACAAGGUGAUUAUUGGUUCUGAAGAGUUGAAAGCUAACCAUGCCAUUGUUCAGCAUGUGGAAAUUUUAUCUGAGAGUCAGAAGUAUAACAAGUUGGUUAAUUUGUUGGAAGAUAUAAUGGAUGGCAGCCGAAUUUUAGUAUUUAUGGACACCAAGAAGGGAUGUGAUCAGAUCACUAGACAGCUUCGAAUGGAUGGUUGGCCUGCUUUGUCUAUCCAUGGUGACAAGAGCCAAGCAGAACGGGAUUGGGUUCUUUCUGAAUUUAAAUCUGGGAAAAGUCCUAUUAUGACAGCUACUGAUGUAGCUGCUCGGGGCUUAGAUGUCAAGGAUGUGAAAUAUGUCAUUAAUUAUGACUUUCCGGGUUCACUGGAGGAUUAUGUCCAUCGUAUUGGUCGAACUGGCAGGGCUGGAGCAAAAGGAACAGCUUACACCUUUUUCACUGCAGCUAAUGCCAGAUUUGCCAAGGAACUUAUCAAUAUUUUAGAAGAAGCUGGACAAAAGGUCAGCUCUGAAUUAGCUGCAAUGGGUCAUGGUGCGCCACCCCCUUCUUCAGGUUACCGUGAUAGAUAUAGGGGGUAUGGGGGUGGCCGUUUGUGGAGCUGACAGGCAUGUUUAAUUAAUGCCAGGAGUAAUAUUUACUUUUCUUUUGCCAUCAGCUAUGUAUGCUCACUUAAUGUUUUGACUAGUAUCCAGUAAAGAUGGAUUCAUAUACUUUUGAAUACCAUGUCGCAUUUUGACUUAAGCCAUUUUCACCAAUCUCUCGGUAUGAGAAAUGUGGCAUGAUAUGAUGCCUACAAAUUCAUUAGUUUUUUUUUCUUUCGGUUUUGUAGUUUUCAGAGUGACAGCGUAGGUCAUAGUUUUGGUUCCAGCAGUGUCAGCAUGGAACCUGUUUGUUUUCUAUUAGUUUUGGUUCCAGAGAUGAAUUUAUAGCAAACAUCAAUUAGUUU
Messenger RNA from Phragmites australis (common reed), 1547 nucleotides. RefSeq names its product DEAD-box ATP-dependent RNA helicase 20-like. The transcript is spliced from 8 exons. NCBI's taxonomy places the organism in Eukaryota, Viridiplantae, Streptophyta, Magnoliopsida, Poales, Poaceae. Bases 88 to 1203 code for a protein of 371 amino acids. Gene Ontology annotation, molecular function: ATP binding; RNA binding; RNA helicase activity. Gene Ontology annotation, cellular component: ribonucleoprotein complex; nucleus; cytoplasm. The record is from RefSeq and is a predicted model, not a curated record.